CUUUUCUAACUUUAACCCGCUUGCUUUCCAUGAGAUUUUCCCUUUAUUGCUAUAAUUAUCCCAACAAAUUGAAUUAAAAUAUUAAAAAUCUCCUUACGAAGAGACGGGGCGUUACAGAUGGCAAAAGGGACGAAGCUCUAAGUCUGUGGCGGUCAGAUCCACAUAGAAUUACAAUGGGUGCACUUAUAGAGUGAGAAACAGAGGAACUCUGGACCUGUGGUUGGAUGUUUCACUCUACCUUGCCUUGUGUGCAAAGUAUGAAUCAAAUCCAUGGAUUCCCAGAGAAAACCCCACAUCUGACCUCAAGAAUCCAUUAGCUUAUUAAAAAGCACUUGCCCUACAGAGAGACAGAGAAGGGUCUGUGUCGGUCUGUUCAGAAAAUGGAGAAGCAGAAGAAGAGCAGAGAAGUGAAGAGAGAAGUGAUUCGAUUAGAGCGGGAAUCAGUGAUUCCAAUUCUGAAGCCCAAGCUUAUCAUGACACUGGCCAACCUCAUUGAACAUAGUUCUGACCGUGCUGAGUUUUUAAAGCUGUGCAAGAGAGUUGAAUACACAAUACGAGCUUGGUAUCUUCUACAGUUUGAGGAUCUGAUGCAAUUGUACUCCCUCUUUGACCCUGUUCAUGGGGCUAAAAAAUUGGAACAACAGAAUCUCCCUCCUGAAGAAAUUGAUGUUCUUGAACAGAAUUUCCUGAUGUAUUUAUUUCAGGUGAUGGAGAAGAGCAACUUCAAGAUAGCAACUGAGGAAGAGAUUGAUGUUGCUCUCUCAGGGCAGUAUCUCCUAAAUCUUCCCAUCACAGUUGAUGAAUCCAAGCUUGACAAGAAGCUUUUGGGGAAGUAUUUUUCUGAGCAUCCUCAAGAAAACAUUCCAGAUUUUUCUGAUAAGUAUGUAAUCUUCAGACGCGGCAUUGGAAUAGAUCGAACGUCUGAUUACUUUUUCAUGGAGAAAGUGGACAUGAUCAUUUCACGUCUAUGGUUAAUGCUUUUGAAAUUGACUAGGCUGGAAAGAUUUUUUUUCAGAAAGUCACAUGCACGGGAAAAGAAAGAUCCAAAGAAAAAUGAUGAAAUUCGCACUGAAGCAGAAGCAGAUGACCUGAGUGUUGAACGGAUUCGUAUUGAAAAUAUGGAACUCAGUGUUCGCAAUCUGGCGGGCAAGAUCACCAUCCAAGAACCUACAUUUGAUAGGAUAAUUGUUGUUUACAGGCGGGCAUGUACGGCAGCAAAACCAGAGCGAGGAAUAUAUGUGAAGCAUUUCAAAAACAUUCCAAUGGCUGAUAUGGAAAUAGUCCUGCCAGAAAAGAAAAAUCCAGGUUUAACUCCGAUGGACUGGGUCAAGUUCAUUGCAUCUGCUGUAGUUGGGCUGGUGGCUGUAGUCGGUUCACUUGACAUGCCUAAAGCUGAUCUUUGGGUUAUUAUUGCCAUCCUUUCUACUCUGAUCGGUUACUGUGCCAAAACAUACUUCACAUUUCAGGCAAACAUGGCUGCAUAUCAGAACUUAAUCACACAAUCCAUGUAUGAUAAGCAGCUGGAUAGUGGAAAGGGUACUCUUCUUCACUUGUGUGAUGACGUGAUUCAACAAGAAGUUAAAGAGGUGAUCAUUUCAUUCUUCAUAUUGAUGGAACAGGGUAAAGCUACAAGACAGGAUCUUGAUUCGCGGUGUGAGGAACUAAUCAAAGAAGAGUUUGGGGAGGACUGUAAUUUUGAUGUGGAUGAUGCUGUUCAAAAGUUAGAGAAGUUAGGCAUUGUUGCUCGGGACACAAUUGGAAGGUAUUACUGUGUUGGAUUGAAGCAUGCUAAUGAUAUCAUCGGAACAACCACAGAGGAGCUUGUCCUCAAGGCAAAACAGGGUUCCUUGACUUCCUGAUGUUGUGUGGCUAAGGACCUAAGGUGUUAAUUCUGCCAUCAAGCACCUAAGAGUAGACAAUUCAGAUGAGAGGUUUUCCAGUUCUUUUUUUUUUUCUUGUUUGUUUCUAUUUUUUUUAUUUUAAUUAAUGGGUUCUUUCUAAAGGCACUUGUCUAUUAAUGUAUGUAAUUUGAUUUGACAAGUUUAUUCCCAUUCUUUCUUUUCUCUAUCUCUCUCAAAGGAAAAAAACAAAAAAAAAAACUGUGUGCAUGUAAUUUGGCAAGAUUUCCAGAUUGUGAAUCUGUCCAGGAUUCAAAAGCCUACUGUUAUGCUAAAAACAUCCAUGUUGUGUUGGAUGGAAUUUUGGGAAUGGUUUCUUUGUGGAAUCCUUUGUAAGAUGAUCGUCAGCAGCGAAAUGAAGAGCCACUUUUUUGCUUC
Molecule: messenger RNA, 2276 nt
Organism: Vitis riparia (riverbank grape)
Lineage: Eukaryota; Viridiplantae; Streptophyta; Magnoliopsida; Vitales; Vitaceae
Exons: 16
Coding region: 381-1859 (492 amino acids)
Source: RefSeq, a predicted model, not a curated record